This is a messenger RNA of Gasterosteus aculeatus aculeatus (three-spined stickleback), 1455 nucleotides long. RefSeq lists its product as uncharacterized. Gene Ontology annotation, cellular component: membrane. The record is from RefSeq and is a predicted model, not a curated record. Lineage: Eukaryota; Metazoa; Chordata; Actinopteri; Perciformes; Gasterosteidae.
ACAAAAUAUUUCUUCCACAGAUUCCAGUGACUGUUGACUUUUGGAGGUUAUCAAACACUUUGUCUCUGCUCAACACGUGUAGCUGUACCUUGCGAAUCAUUACCAGAGACGAGGGAGUGACCGUCGUCACCGUGGCAACGGACAGUAAGAGCAUGUUGCCGCCUCUGUGUCGAAUCCUCAAGACUCUCUGCUGCUCCGGGUCCACGGGGCUGAUGGAGAGAGAUGUAACUGCAGCUCUCGGGACUAUGCAGGUCAUGGUGGGCCUGUUCAACAUUGGACUCGGGCCGGGACGACCUUACAUGCAACCCGACAGUUUGACCUUCACGGGAGCUGCUUACUGGCUGGGUGGCGUGUUCAGCGUAGCUGGAAUCAUGUCCAUUCUUGCCGGCCGGUUCCCUUCUCUUUACUUGGUGGGCUUCGCCGUGCUGGUGAACAUAGUCGGAUCCAUCUCGGCCGUUGUUGGGAUCGUGCAGAGUUCCGUGGACUUGGCGGCCGCCCCCGCCGCCGGGAUGUGUGACGGCUACACUGCUGAACUUCACAACGACAACUGCAUUUAUGUGGCGCAAUAUUUCCAGCGUCUGUUGACGGGCUUGGAUGUGACUCUGAUCGUCCUGGCUGUUCUCCACCUGUGUGUCUCCAUCAGCUUUGCUGUGCUGGGCAUCAAGGCUUUGGUCAACAGAGAGACAGAAGAGGUUGACAAAGAUGAUGAAGACCAGCACUUGAUGAAGGAAGCACUCCUGACCAAUCCUGCUGCUUAAAGCCCACUCAACUUACACGCAGAUCCACCAGUCACUGGAAUACUUUGCACUUACUUGGUGAAAGUAAUCUAAACUGGUUAAUAUUACACAUGCACUUCUUUUUUCCAGUCUUGUUUUUGUGUUUAUGUUCUACACAUUUGCUUUUGAAGUGAUUUUUAAAGAAGGCUUCAUCAAAUAAAAGGCAUGACUCGCGGGCUGCAGGGCUGGUGUCUGUAAUGAAACUGUUUCCCACCAGGUGGUGUCCAUUCCCUUAAAUACACAUUCUAGUUCAUACCUGCUCUGUUUUACUUCUACUUCGUCUUAUUUUGAGAAGGAAGUAAGCUCUGCUUUAUCUUAUGCUGACAUUAGCUUUAUAUUGAAGAUAUGUGUUUCAAAUAGAGUCUGUCUGUCGGUCCACUGAGGAUCAUGCAUAUGAUAUUUCUUGCACCCUUUUUCAUUGCUUAUUUAGUUCUAUUCAUUUCCUCCCUAUUUGGCAGAGCGUCCACAGUGCCGAAUAAUUGCUCUGGGUUCGUAAUUUUGAAGUUAUUUUGAAUUCUCAUUCAAAGCUUCGCUGACAAUAUAAAUCAAUCUAAAGUUUGCUGCAUAGCUGUAUUGUAUUAGAUAGAAUUAGAUAGUUAGUUUCUGAUCCCCCCCCCCAAAAACAAAUCCCUCUUUAAUACCCCUAAAUGCAUUCUAACAAUAAACCAAUGCAAAUUAA